CCAUAACAAAUAUAUAAUCAAAACAUAAUAUGAAUAUUCAAACAGAAUAAAACAGAUCAAAUCAUCAAUAAAAUAAAAAUACUCUGUUUUCUCCUCUCUUUCCAUCAAGGCUCGUACUCUAUCAACAGAUUCAAUCAAGCCUUCAAUCCGACUGCCACGAUCAACAUAAGAAGAUCUUUGGACGAUUACCCGCCAUUGAAUUGCGGAAAAUCUAAGCUUUUAUAAAGGGGGAGUUAGAUCAUGAUAAAACUAAAAGAUUGUAAAUGUUUUCACACAGAAAAACCAUGGGCAUUCCCUCUUGCUAUAACCUCAAUUGUUUGUUUAUUCCUCUUAUUAACUUGUUUCAACAUGGGCCUCAUUCCACCCUUGUACAAAAUCAAUUCAUAUUUCCCAUUAUUCAACCCUCGCGUUUCCUCAAAUCACUCGAUCCCACAUUUCGCCGAACAAAGAGUUAAAUCGACCCAUUUAGAAUCUCGAUCCUCCACCCCUCGUUUCGCUUAUUUGAUUUCUGGGUCAAAAGGGGACUUAAAUAAGCUUUGGAGAACACUUAGAGCAUUAUAUCAUCCAUUGAAUUAUUAUGUUGUUCAUCUUGAUCUUGAGUCGGAGCCCAAUGAACGAAUGGAGCUUGCAUCACGAGUUGAGAAAGAUCCUAUGUUUGCUGAAGUUGGGAACGUUUAUAUGAUCAUGAAAGCGAAUAUGGUGACGUAUAGAGGGCCCACGAUGGUGUCGAACACUCUUCAUGCGUGUGCAAUUCUGUUGAAAAGGAAUAAAGAUUGGGAUUGGUUUAUAAACCUUAGUGCAUCUGAUUAUCCUCUAGUGACUCAAGAUGAUCUCCUGUCUGCAUUUCGUAAUCUGAAUCGAGACUGGAAUUUUGUUGAGCACACAAGCCAAUUGGGCUGGAAAGAGGAUCAGAGAGCGAUGCCUUUGAUGAUUGAUCCUGGACUAUAUGAGAAUAAGAAGUCUGAUAUCUUUUGGGUGCAACCAGACAGGCCUCUGCCAACUGCAUUUAAAUUGUUUACCGGAUCUGCUUGGAUGGUUCUAUCGCGUUCGUUUGUGGAGUAUUGCAUAUGGGGUUGGGAUAAUCUUCCAAGAACUCUACUCAUGUACUACACAAACUUUGUCUCUUCACCCGAAGGUUACUUUCAAACCGUUAUAUGCAACGUUCCAGAAUUCAUUCCAACCGUGAUUAACCAUGAUAUGCACUUUAUUUCAUGGGACAACCCACCAAAGCAGCAUCCACAUGUCCUAAACAUUAGUGACGCUACUAAAAUGUUUAAAAGCGGGGCUGCAUUUGCACGUAAGUUUGACCAAGACACAACUAUUUUAGACCGGAUUGAUAGUGAAAUACUACACCGAUCUAACGGAAGCUUUACCCCGGGUGGAUGGUGCAGAGAUAUCCCGUCUUGUUCUGAGGUCGGGAAACCGAUACUGGUUAAAUCGGGCCCAGGAGCUAAAAGGCUUAAAAAACUUAUAAACAAGUUGAUUCGAUCGGCUCAAAAUGGAAAUCAAUGUCGAUAGGUUAUAUUCUUUGAAUUUGAGAUAGAAAUGAGAGUUUAGUCUUGAUCAUAUGUUACAGCAUUUUUGUUUGGAGUAUAUAUGCAUAUAUAUUCGAUCUGCACGCCCAGCUAUGACACGUUGGGAUUGCGUUUUUGUUGCUGUAUUAAAGUUAGUGUUCUUAGUUGAGCCGAACGGCGCAUGAUCAAGGAGUUUAUGGAUCUUGUAUUAAGUUGGUCAGCCAAGCUCAAGAAACUGUAAUAAGACAAGAUAACAGAUUGAUCAGAGAUGGAUACAUGCACCUGCUUCUCUCUA
Molecule: messenger RNA, 1809 nt
Organism: Helianthus annuus (common sunflower)
Lineage: Eukaryota; Viridiplantae; Streptophyta; Magnoliopsida; Asterales; Asteraceae
Product: beta-glucuronosyltransferase GlcAT14A
Exons: 5
Coding region: 241-1518 (425 amino acids)
Cellular component (GO): membrane
Molecular function (GO): glucuronosyltransferase activity
Source: RefSeq, a predicted model, not a curated record